AUCAUCUGAAAACGAGUUAAUUUCAUAUAUUAAAUUAACGUUUAUUAACGGAACGUUGGGACGCAACCACAAAAAACUGAUAACAUAUUUCUCUUCAUUGAUUGAUGUUGAUUCAUUGAGUUUCACUAUUUUAAUUAGAUUUAUUUACAUCGUGCGCGACUUUCAUUUGCAUAGAAUUCAUUUGCAUAGAAUUCAUUUGCAUAGAGAUCCAGUGAGAUGGCGAUAUUUCCCAGCUCACUAACAGAAGAGGAAGAAGCAAUGCAGAAGAAAAAUGCCAAGUUAAAGAAAAAGGUGAAAUCUAGUUGUGCCCUAUUGGCUCUAAAGAAACAAAUCUCCAGUCAGACUGGACUGAAGCGCACCUUGUCAGAUCGGCCGGUGGUGGACACGGCGACAUUGACAGAACAGGCGAAAAUGCUGAUCAAGUCUGGAGCGAUAAGUGCAAUCAAAACAGAGAUCAAGAACUCUGGCUUCAAGCGCUCUAGAACUCUUGAGGGGAAACUAAAGGAUCCAGUGAAAGGUCCUGCCCCAGCGUUCCUGCCAUUUCUGGGAAGUGUCUCCACAGAUGAGAAACCUCCCGAUUCUGGUAAACGAGUCCACAGGAAAUCCCUGCAUGAGAGUUUUGUUCCUGGCGAUUGUUCUCAUGAUGAUGAAGGAGCUUUGUCAUCAAGUCGAGAUGUUGAGCGUGAGCGGGAACGAGAGAUGGACUGGGAGAGGGAUCGCGACAGAGACCGGGACAGAGAGAGAGAACGUGAUCGGGACAGGAGCCACGAUGGAAACAGAGUUCAAGAUAGAGAGCAAGACAGAGAGAGGGACGGACGGGCCAUACAGACGCAAGUGAAUCUGUGCAGCAAUACACUGUUUAAUAAGUCAGACUUGUAUUCAGAGCGCAGGGGCCUGCGGAAGGGAAACACAGUGUACGUGUAUGGCACAGGUUUAGUGGAAGAAAGCUUGCGCUCUGUAUUUGCUCAGCACGGCAACAUCAUUGACCUUUCAAUUGACUCUCCACUCAAUUGCGCCUUUGUUACCUUUGAAAAAAUGGAGUCAGCAGACCAGGUAGUGGCAGAGCUGAAUGGCACUACAGUGGGUGAUGUCAACAUCAAAGUCAGCAUUGCCAGGAAGCAGCCCAUGCUUGAUGCUGCCACAGGGAAAUCUGUCUGGGCUUCUCUGGCUGUGCAGAACAGUGCCAAGGGCUCAUACAGAGACAAACGGAGCCAAGUCGUUUACAGCGAAGUUUUUAUUUGAUAGAACAGCCAUCCGCAUUUCUUAACUAGCUAAGCUGGUUGAAAACUAGCAUUAGCGAUUUGUCUAUCUACAGCUGGCAUUUUAUUUUUCAUGGUAGUUAUACAUUAAAAACAUCUGUUACUUUUCAACCUUUUCAAAAGCAUCCAGGAGUUGGGAAGUAAUUUAUGAGGUGUUGAGCGUACUUGACAAACUGUUUGUAGGUACACGUUUAACUAAG
Xyrauchen texanus (razorback sucker) is the source of this 1459-nucleotide messenger RNA. RefSeq names its product negative elongation factor E-like. Bases 217 to 1242 code for a protein of 341 amino acids. The record is from RefSeq and is a predicted model, not a curated record. Gene Ontology annotation, cellular component: NELF complex. Gene Ontology annotation, biological process: negative regulation of transcription elongation by RNA polymerase II. Gene Ontology annotation, molecular function: RNA binding. The transcript is spliced from 10 exons. NCBI's taxonomy places the organism in Eukaryota, Metazoa, Chordata, Actinopteri, Cypriniformes, Catostomidae.